Messenger RNA from Octopus bimaculoides (California two-spot octopus), 1705 nucleotides. RefSeq lists its product as uncharacterized. The record is from RefSeq and is a predicted model, not a curated record. NCBI's taxonomy places the organism in Eukaryota, Metazoa, Mollusca, Cephalopoda, Octopoda, Octopodidae.
CAUUAAUAAUAGGCAGAAGUUACAGAGUGACAAUGGCCAAAUUCGUGUUUGAUAAGUGCCAGUACACGAAACUCUCAGCUUUUGAUUUACUUUCUAACUUCUGCCGAUGAUAUAGAUACAUACAUAUAUGUGUAAAAAAAUCUCAUCAUGCAAUCGAACCAAUGAAAGAGCCUCUACCUGGUCGCUUGACACGCUAAAAAUAGCAGCCAAAGUAUCCUCCUACCUAAAUCACUCGCCCAUCGUACGUAAUGUCCUAGAUUAUCCUUAAAAAGACGGUUUGCUGAAGGCUGGGAUGUUUUUGAUGAUAGGUUUGCUGUAUCAGGGUUGAUUUGAGUCUAAAUAACAACAAAAUUAUUACUGAGACAGACCAACGACAGAGCCUGUAUGUUGUUGCAUGACCUGCUAGAAAAAGUAGCCAAACUUUUUUUAUAUACAGAAUAGAAAAACCUGACACAUCCAAAAUUUCAAACUGUUUAGUUAAAAAAAAAUAAUAAAAAAAACCUGUAAGAUCCGUGAAACUACUCUCGUACAACACUGGAUAUUAGCCAUGAUAUGUACCGAGUUCCCAUGACAUUUUCUAUUUAUUUCAUACGAAAAUCUGAAUAAAUUAUGCUAGUCAAGGGAAUCCCAAUAUUUGGAAUAUGGAUACUUGCUAUCUUUUAUUCUUUCAGCUUUUCUUCAACUUUAGCUGCUUCAUCAUUCAGGGAAGAAUAUUGUUUUAACCACAGGAUAGCUCUCAUUGCAAUGGAUCUGUGAGAAAAGGCGUUCCAGCCAUGACAAGUUUGGCUUAUUCUUUUGUAGAAGUAAUGAAUUCCUUAGUGAACAUUAUAAAAUAACAUACACUUGAAUUUUUUUUUCUUGAAGACGGAAAUUUCAUUUUUCUUUUUGUCAAGAAGAUUUGGUUGCUCUUUCUAGCAACUCGAGCGACCAGGUAAAAGCUCUCUUGUUGCCUCGUCUCGUUCCCUUCGUCACCUGUUGUUUAGUCCCGAGUUGGAUCUGAUUGAACAGAUAUGAUCAAAGACGUCCCAAAUGUGGCCAUUCCGUCUUUCUUCCCAGACAUAAUGGACUCUAGGUGUAUAUCACAGGAUAGAGGUUUUCCUAUUCUUAUAUAAAAAAAAGUUUGGCUACUCUUUCUAGCAGGUCAUGCAACAACAUACAGGCUACAUCGUUGGUCUGUCUUAAUAAUAAUUUUGUUGUUAUUUAGCCUCAAAUCAACCCUGAUACAGCAAACCUAUCAUCAAAGACAUUCAAGCCUUCAGCAAACUGUCUUUUUAGGGGAUAAUUGUGGUGUUUGUGGUGUUGUGGACUGUGAUGAGCUAUGUGGUGAUAGUGGAGAGGAUUGCAGAUGAGGCAAACGGAAGUGAAGACUGCAGGGACUGGUGGAAGAGCCACGGGGCAUGAUCGCUCAUCCCACCUCAGUCAACAGUUAUUUGACUGUGGUCAUGCUGGAGCAUCGCCUUUUGUGGAACAAUUCAACCCCAGGACUUAUUUUUUGAGUGAAAAUUGGUCAACACAGUUGUUGUCAUUGAGGUUCAGUGAUUCUGAAACAGAAUCAGGUGGCAGGUCUUCUUUUUCCAAGAAAUUUUUCCUCAACUGUGAUCCAAUUGUAAUUGAAUUGCUAAUAAAAUAUCUUGAUAAUUUCUGGUGUUUAUCAAUCAAUAUUCUUUUCUCUGUUGGAUUCCAAGUCAAUUUUUUCCCACACUAA